UAGGGUUCUUGAGCCGGGCGAUUCCGGGAAAGAGCGCUGGACGCUUCGGGAGAAUGCGAGCUCGUCUCUCUCCUUGGAGCUGUGGGGAAAUCUCUGAUUGAUGGAGGCUGUCGGCGUCCCCGUCUGGCAAGUGAUUACGCUCGUCACGAUCCUCUCUUGGCUGCGAUUCUCCAGCUUCACCAAUCUCACCCUGCGCGCCCGAUCUAUUCUCCAGCCGCUGGUGACGCAGCGGGUUCUCAAGGGGACUGAGACGAUCCUUCACAUCCAGCGUUCCAAGAAUCCAUUCUGGGAUGUCGUGUUUGCCGUCGCAUCCUCGGUGGUAUCGGUGGAGUUCUACACUGCGUUUCUCCCGCUUCUCUUCUGGUGUGGCCAGACGAGGCUUGCGAGGCAAAUGACGAUCCUUAUGGCUGUUUGCAUCUACGUUGGGAAUUGUGUCAAGGACGUUGUCUCGGCCCCCCGGCCAGCAUCUCCUCCGGUCAGGCGUCUCACUGCCAUUAAAUGCGAGGAGGAGUCCGCCAUGGAGUUUGGACUCCCCUCUUCUCACACUAUCAACACAAUCUGUUUAUCACUGUAUCUCUUUAAUUACUUCAUGAACCACCAGCAGUUUCCAAGCGAUUCUCGCGUGUGGUGGCUUGUGUUGGGAAUCAUCUGCCUCGUGAUUGUUCUUGUUGCUUACGGGAGACUUUACUUGGGCAUGCACACGCCCAUCGAUGUCUAUGCGGGGAUUCCCAUUGGCUUGUGCCUAUUGAUGUUUUGGUGCUGCGUUGACGAUCAUAUCGACCAAUUUGUCACGGAGGGUGAAAACGUUCUUCCGUUCUGGACAAGCAUGUCAUUUCUCGUUCUCUUCGCGUAUCCAAGGCCAGAAUACAAGACACCAAGCUUUGAGUUUCACACUGCUUUCAACGGCGUCGUACUGGGAGUGGUAUAUGGAUCACACAGAUUCUACUCGUAUGGCCAAACGACGGCCCUCUCAAUCUCAACACUCCAGGACACGCUCAACUUAAUCCUCAGACUCGCGAUUGGAUUUCCAGUCGUUCUAGCUGUCAAGGAGCUGUCCAAGGAGCUCGCAAAGCAGCUACUUCCGUGGGUAUGCCGAGCCUUCUUCGUCCCCAUCUAUUCCUCUUCCUACGUCCCGCCGCUGCAAGAAAAGGCGAAGAACAGCGACAAGAAGAGCUCUCCCCGCGACGAAGAGACGAGAAAUUUGUGGCUAAGGCUGCUGCCUGUGAUCGAUGAAGAUCACUUGGACGUGGACACGGGCAUCCGGCUUUUGCAAUACGCUGCUCUUGGAUGGUCAGUCGCCGAGCUCGCUCCUUCCAUUUUCCAGUACCUGGGAGUUUAGGAGCCACCACGAAGAAUCUCUUUUUUUUCGUCCGGGAGGAUGAUCGUGGUGGAAGAAAAGCUCUCGCUGGAAUGUUUGUACCAUAGUCGCAACUUUGAUCAUAAGAAAGUCUUUGCAAUC
Molecule: messenger RNA, 1459 nt
Organism: Selaginella moellendorffii
Lineage: Eukaryota; Viridiplantae; Streptophyta; Lycopodiopsida; Selaginellales; Selaginellaceae
Product: lipid phosphate phosphatase delta
Exons: 7
Coding region: 101-1339 (412 amino acids)
Cellular component (GO): endoplasmic reticulum membrane
Molecular function (GO): sphingosine-1-phosphate phosphatase activity
Source: RefSeq, a predicted model, not a curated record